Molecule: messenger RNA, 1541 nt
Organism: Pomacea canaliculata
Lineage: Eukaryota; Metazoa; Mollusca; Gastropoda; Architaenioglossa; Ampullariidae
Product: zinc finger protein 346-like
Exons: 3
Coding region: 280-1131 (283 amino acids)
Molecular function (GO): nucleic acid binding; zinc ion binding
Source: RefSeq, a predicted model, not a curated record
GGGAAGGGGAGGAGGGAGUGGGGGAAAUUACCACUGAUGGUGGGAUGGGUUAUACCCAGCAAACACGAAAGAUUUGGCCAAGCAGUAGAUGGUUACUGCAGUUUAUUUUCUGAGUUGCUGUUAAAAGGAUUUUUUUUUGUUAGCUUUUUGUGAUAAAGCAGAAGCUAAGUUGCAAAUUAUAAAGCAUAUUGUAAGUCAUGUAAUCAGAUCAUUAUUUUGCCUUUUAAUGUUUGUAUGUGUAGGUAGAAUAACGAUCCAGUCUGAAAGACAUGCAUAAUUAUGAUAGCCUUCUUUUAUGUCUCUCAUUCUCAUAUGUUGUACAGAAGCAGUGUGGUAUUGUGGGAAAUCAUGGCUACAGAGCCACUUCACGGGCAGAAUGACAAUAUUAGUUUUCACUUUUGUAUUCACUUUUUUGACUCUUGGAAUCCUAGCCCUGUUCGAAAAUUGCCUCCCUUUAGAUGGAGUAAUUUGAGCUUGAUUUUCCUUUUUUAUGGGAGUUGUCACACCUUGAUUGGUGCAGCUUUGAAUAUCUGGUUUUCACAAGGACGUGGUCUUAUGCAGCCUCCAUCCCAGCAGUUCUGUGAUACCUGUAAAGUGAUGCUGAACUCCCCUGAGCAGGCCCAUCAACAUUACCAGGGUGCUCGUCAUGCAAAGAGGUUAAAGCUUGUUGUGAAGGGACCUAGAAAUGAUGGUGCAACACCAGGAGAGUCUGAAUCAGACCCACAUCAUGGUUUCUUCUUCUGCAGUUUCUGCAAUGUCUAUGUCAACUCUGUGCAGCAGAUGACUAUACACAGAGAAGGUUCAAAACACAAGAAGAUGGUAGAAGCCAAGAAACGAGCUGCAGAAGAGCAAUCCUUAGACAUGCAACCACCAACAAAAACUCCAAAAAUCGACAGAGGGCAAACAGUUUCUGGCAGGGGACAAACUGUUUCUGGCAGGGACAAACUGUUUCUGGCAGGGGACAAACUGUUUCUGGCAGGGGACAAACUGUUCCUGCCAGAGGACAAACUGUUCCUGCCAGAGGGCAAAAUUUUGCUGGCAACAGAGGAAACCUCUUUGCUGGUGGCAGAGGGAAAGGCUCUGCUGUUGGGAGAGGCCAAAACUUUGCUGAGACUCCAUCAGAGCCCCUGACUGUGGCAGGGAUUUUGAAUGAUAUCAGAAGAGGAGGCCAGUUUCAAGAGAGGCCUGAUCCCAUGAGACAGACACAUGACAAUCAUGGAGGUUAUGAUGACUACAACGGUUAUGAAAGGUGCAACAGUUACGAUGGCUACAACAAUUACAAUGGUUAUGGCGGUUAUAACAGUUAUAAUAGUUACCCAGAUCUGACAGACAGCUUUGUGCCAGGUGAGCAGGUGGGCUGAAGAACCAUCAAGUAUUUUUUUUUUUUGUUUGCUUCACAUCAUGAUGUUGAUCCUUCAUGGACUUCAAUAAUUAUGUUUAAGGUUUCCAUAUGAAAAAAAUGAUUGUUCACACACGUGUCCAGGGAUGCAGAAUAGUCGUUUUUUGUGGAAUGAAUUUAAUAAAUGUAAUCAUUAAUCAAA